CCCGGUUUAAUAAAAAACUACAAAACACGACUGUAGUCGCGCGACUGUGCGGUCAACCGACGGUUGUCGUCCGCCAACUGACAAAUUGUCGCGUACACGGAGAAAUUUCCCGCGACUGUGGUCGCACGACUGUGUGGUCAGUCGACUGCGGUCGUGGUAGUCGCUAUUUUUAGAAAUUUAUCACUUCCGCCAUCAACAUCCGCAGGUGAAAAUACACUCGAAAAAUGGAAGAAGAAGACAUGAACGAGUCCAGUCAGUGCCAUUCUUGGUCAAAAAAAGAGAUUGAUAUACUAUUAGAGCUUGUUAUUGAGAACAAGAACCUGUUGGAGGGAAAACACGGGCCGUCGGUGACCGAGGCAAACAAGCGAAAAAAGUGGCAGGAGAUUGUGUCAGCCAUAAACGCGUGUGGGGUGGCAUUGAGGACAGUGGACACGUGUAAGAAAAAGCUACGUGACCUAAAGAAAAAUGCACGAGACUACCUCAACAGUUUUAAAGUGCCAAAGACUGGAGGCGGAAAAGAAAAGAAAAAACUUUGGUAUUAUGAUGUUGUGUUGGACCACAUCAUUGGCAGAGAUUCGCCCUUCCUACAUGGUAUUGCAGAUGGUGUUAAAGCAGGGAUUAAUGGUCUGUUUGGGAGCGAAGAACCCAAGAGAAAAAACGAAACAAGUGGGGACUGCAUUGACACCCUCAAUGAACAGUGCAAGAGGCAAAAAAGUGAGGAGAAUCACAAUCAAAUUAAUUAUGUUCACCAAAGCCAAGUUCUUCAGGAUGUUGAUGCUGAGAUUGGCCAGCCAGCACAGCUGCAGAAGACAGACGUCUGUAUGACUGUUGAUGUCUACGCUGGUAGUCGUAGAGGCACAGGCAGUAUCUGCACAUCACGCAGUUCUUGUACGAACACAGCAGACAGUCCACUGAACAGCACAAGAAUAUCAAGAGAUGCCACCAGUACCUGUGAUACUUUGUGGAUUACCGUGCACACGGUUCCUUUUGAUACACCAAAAGUAUCAGCAAUCACUUCUUGAAAGCUCCCCGUUGCAAAGAAACGAAGAGCAAUCAUCAUGUGCAUGCUUGCAGGCAGACUCCCUUUCCUUUCGGAAACGUAUUCAAGAUCUGCAGCAAAGGUGUCAAUGAGCUCCAAUAGCUCUC
Molecule: messenger RNA, 1146 nt
Organism: Dreissena polymorpha
Lineage: Eukaryota; Metazoa; Mollusca; Bivalvia; Myida; Dreissenidae
Exons: 6
Coding region: 225-1022 (265 amino acids)
Cellular component (GO): nucleus
Source: RefSeq, a predicted model, not a curated record